UACAGCAUCUGGGAUCAAAGCUAUAUAUAUACACACUGACUCUGUGUGGGUUCAAACAUUUCGAAGAUUCAGUAUCCUGAAAGGUGUCACCUGUUUUCCAGUCCUUCUGGGAGUUCCAGUUUGUCUUAACGUCUGAAGGCAUCAGACACCUUCAGUCCCUUCAGCAUCUGUCCCAGCGCAGGAAUGCUCUCAAUAUUGGUCACCGUGGGAUUUCUCUGCACAGCCACUGCCAUUGCAGAAGUAAUGGAAGUGUCUCAGCCAGCAAUGGUGCUGGCCAACAGGCAAGGAGUUGCCAGCUUGGUCUGUAAAUACAAGCACAUCGGGAAUGCAAAGGAAAUUCGAGUGACUCUGCUGAAACAGACGGGUGACCAGUUCACUGAGAUUUGUGCUUCAACCUACACGACGGAGUUUAAAAUGUUCAGUGUGGAAGAGGUCAUUCAGUGCCGUGUUAGCCCUAGCCGAAACAAUGUGACCCUCACCCUCACUGGCCUGCAAGUUAAUGAUACUGGUCUUUAUGUCUGCAAGAUGGAGCGGAUGUACCCUCCACCCUAUUUUAUGAACAAAGGCAAUGGGACACAACUCUACGUGAUUGAUCCAGAACCGUGUCCAGACACUGCCAUAUAUCUCUGGGUAUUAGGAGCUACUGCCUCAGGAUUCUUUCUUUACAGCUUCAUCAUCUCAGCUGUUGUCGUGGGCAAAGCGAUACAGAGAAGACGACGUCUCACUACUGGAGUCUAUGUGAAAAUGCCUUCUGAAAAGCUAGAGAAAAAAGUGAUUCCAUUUCACAUCACUGUGAAUUGAAACAGGGAGAGGGAGCCUGUUUCCUAGCUGGGAUGGAGAAUCUGCUAACUGACUUAAGUCAAAGAAAUAAAAUUUGUUAUCUUAUUACAAAGGUGUAUGGGAAAGAGAGAUAAUAUUCCUUGUAACUUCUACGGUUUGGAGGAGAAUAAAUAUAGUUUAUGCAUUAAUAUUUCAAGGUUAACCCUGUUACAUAAAAAUGGCUACAUUAGGCCAUUGAUUCUUUGAGUUGUAUUGUACCAAUAUGUAGUCUAUAUAUAUAUGCAUAUAUAUAUGUAUAGCAUUAAGUGCUAUUGCUGUUGCAGCAGAACAUCUUAUUGUUAGAUUGUGCCAUAUCUACUGAUCAACUGAGAUCCAAACACUAUUAAGACAGAAGCUCGUGUGUCAUUGCAAGGCUAAUUCUACAGGUCUGGGAGGCAGAGGCAGAGGAGCACACUAAUGUACAAAGGAAUGUUGACUUGUUUCUGUGCAGUGCUAUUUAUUGGUUCCAUUUCUUGCAUUAGUGCUUCGUGCUUCAACAGAGGCAUCACCGUAGGCUGGCAGUGAUGAUACCGCUGCUCUAAAAGCCUGAUCUCAGCACCUUUCUCUGGCAUUGCGUCCCAGCAGUGCUGCGCUGGAGUUAACAUUGAUGAUAUCUGAGCCAGUGCUUGGAGAGAAAAGCUGCCCAGCUGGAGACCUCUUAAGCUGUUGCUGGGAAGAUGUUCCAGCUCUGCUGGGGCCUCACAUUUUACAAAUGCUAAAUUAGCAUCUAUCCAAAAGGCAGAAGUAUGUUGCUGUGUUUAACUGAGUCUAUUUUCCAUGAAAAUACCAACAGUGUAUAAUCUUGUUUAUUAGUUAUGUACCAUUCAAUAAAAACCUUGAAGCUUUGCCCAAAUUAAAGUUCAUUUCUUAUUCAC
Molecule: messenger RNA, 1694 nt
Organism: Cygnus olor (mute swan)
Lineage: Eukaryota; Metazoa; Chordata; Aves; Anseriformes; Anatidae
Gene: CTLA4
Product: cytotoxic T-lymphocyte associated protein 4
Exons: 4
Coding region: 184-801 (205 amino acids)
Biological process (GO): negative regulation of regulatory T cell differentiation; B cell receptor signaling pathway; regulation of T cell proliferation
Cellular component (GO): membrane; external side of plasma membrane
Source: RefSeq, a predicted model, not a curated record